CCUCGCCAAUCCACGUCGAGCACAGUGUAAGCAAGGCAAGAAUGAGUGUGGAGAUCAACAAGGACGAGCAGGUUACCGGUCUGCGUGCAGGCCUCACAAACUAUGGUGACAAUGACUUUGCCCUGUUCCUCCGCAAGGCGUUCAUCAAGGGAGCUGGUUACAGCGACGACGCGCUCGACCGCAAGAUCAUUGGUAUUGUGGACACGGGAUCGGGCUACAACCCUUGCCAUGCCAACGUGCCGCAGCUCAUCGAUGCUGUCAAGCGCGGCGUCAUGCUGCAGGGUGCCCUGCCCGUACCCUUCCCGACCAUCUCACUGCACGAGUCAUUCGCGUACCCGACCUCCAUGUUUCUCCGCAACCUCAUGUCGAUGGACACGGAGGAGAUGAUACGCGCGGCGCCGAUGGACGCUGUCGUCCUUAUCGGGGGAUGCGACAAGACAGUCCCCGCGCAGCUCAUGGGCGCGAUCAGCGCAAACAUUCCCGCCAUCCAGCUCGUUGUCGGCCCGAUGGUGACUGGAUCACACCGUGGCGUGCGCGUCGGCGCGUGCACCGACUGCCGCGGGUACUGGGCCAAGUAUCGCGCUGGCGAGAUCGAUAUUGAGGAGAUUGCCCAGGUUGGCAACGAGCUGGUGCCGAGCGCCGGGACAUGCGGCGUAAUGGGCACGGCGUCGACCAUGGCCAUUAUAUCAGAGGCGCUGGGUAUUGCGCCUUUGGGAAGCGCCUGUCCGCCUGCCAACGGCGGGCAGCGUUUGCGUGUCGCCGAGUUGACCGGCAAGCUGGCAACUGUGGACAAGCUGAAGACGCCGCGCGAGGUGCUGACUCGCAAGAGCUUUGAAAACGCCAUCACUGUACUCCAGGCGAUCGGGGGUAGCACAAACGCGGUGGUUCACCUCCUCGCCAUUGCGGGGCGCGUGGAGGGGCUGAAUCUGACACUGGACGACUUUGACCGCAUCGGCCGCAAUGUCCCUCUACUAGUUGACCUCAAGCCAAGCGGUAACAACUACAUGGAGGACUUUUACAAGGCCGGCGGCGUCCCGACCUUGCUUCGCGAGCUGGGCGACCUGCUCCAUCUCGACGCGAUGACAAUAACCGGCCGCCCACUCGGCGUCGAGCUUGACGCGUACCCCGCCUCCUUCCCACAAGACAUUGUCCGUCAUCGCUCCAACCCGCUCGCGGCGUCUGCUUCACUCGUGGUCCUGCGCGGCAACCUGGCUCCGCUCGGUGCAGUGUUGAAACAGAGUGCCAUGUCGCCUGCGCUGAAGAAGCAUCGAGGCCGGGCCGUCGUCUUCAAGGACGCCGAUGACCUCAUGGCUCGUGUCGACGACCCCGACCUCGACGUCGCGCCCGACUCGGUCCUCGUGCUCCAGAACAUUGGGCCAGUCGGACACCCGGGCAUGCCCGAGGCCGGGUACAUACCCAUCCCGAAGAAGAUUGCCCGCACGGGUGUCAAGGACAUGGUGAGGAUUUCCGAUGGCAGGAUGAGCGGGACGGCUAGUGGUGCGGUUGUUCUGCACGUGGCCCCCGAGGCGGCGGUCGGCGGCCCGCUGGCGGUCGUGCAGAACGGCGAUUGGAUUGAGCUCGACGUCGACGCCCGCCGCAUUGAGCUUGUCUUGCCUGAAGGCGAGCUCGAGGCGAGGCUGGAACAGUGGAAGGAGGACAAGGCCAAGGGCAAGGGCAAGAAGCGCCCGAGCCGCGGCUACGCGCAGCUGUAUCACGACAAGGUGGUUCAAGCGGACCAAGGGGCCGACUUUGACUUUCUCCGCGCCGACGGCGCAUAG
This is a messenger RNA of Vanrija pseudolonga, 1778 nucleotides long. Its product is annotated as L-arabonate dehydratase. The record is from RefSeq and is a predicted model, not a curated record. The coding region runs from base 42 to 1778 and encodes 578 amino acids. The transcript is spliced from 5 exons. Lineage: Eukaryota; Fungi; Basidiomycota; Tremellomycetes; Trichosporonales; Trichosporonaceae. Gene Ontology annotation, molecular function: hydro-lyase activity.